AUGGACAUUUUCACUGAACCAUCCAGUCAUAUCCACUGGUACGAGCGCAUGCUCCCUAUCGGAAACGGUACCAUCGACACAGCCUCUGUCGUGAACAACCACACAUAUCGAACCAACGCUGGCAAGUCAACGACGCAUAUUAUCAACAGCAUGGCAGGCAACAUCGACAGCCACAGUGAGUUCAGCAGUGGGAAGGGAUUGAGCAACAUCACGGCUGUGCUGGACAAAACACACUACGGCUUCAAUAAGAUGACUUUCCUCUACGAGACAACGUUGAAGUGGGAUUUGGUCCGUGGUGAUGAUUGA
Molecule: messenger RNA, 306 nt
Organism: Aspergillus chevalieri
Lineage: Eukaryota; Fungi; Ascomycota; Eurotiomycetes; Eurotiales; Aspergillaceae
Exons: 1
Coding region: 1-306 (101 amino acids)
Source: RefSeq, a predicted model, not a curated record